Penicillium chermesinum is the source of this 273-nucleotide messenger RNA. RefSeq lists its product as uncharacterized. Lineage: Eukaryota; Fungi; Ascomycota; Eurotiomycetes; Eurotiales; Aspergillaceae. Bases 1 to 273 code for a protein of 90 amino acids. The transcript is spliced from 2 exons. The record is from RefSeq and is a predicted model, not a curated record.
AUGUAUACCGUCGCAAUCAUCCUAGCGGCUGGCCAUAGCGGCAAGUUCAGCGUCCAGCACAGUUUGGGACAAGGAAAACACACGGUGACUGCAUUGGCGGAGGCUGAAACAAUAAACAAGCUCCCCAGCGAGGUUGCGCCGAAGGAGGUCGACCAUAGCAAGCCUGAAACUAUCAUCGACGCUCUUCCAAGGCAGAGAUUAUUGAUUAAGAUUCUAGGUAUUGCGAAGGACAUGGGGGAAAUAACUAAACAGUGGAUCCAGCUCCGUCAUUAA